Sphaeroforma arctica JP610 is the source of this 272-nucleotide messenger RNA. RefSeq lists its product as hypothetical. The annotation marks the transcript as partial. Lineage: Eukaryota; Ichthyosporea; Ichthyophonida. The record is from RefSeq and is a predicted model, not a curated record. The transcript is spliced from 2 exons.
UCAUUGAGCUGGCGCUGGCGGGAGUGGCGCAGGUGGCCAUAUGUUAUCUGGUGUGGAAAGGUUGGCAGACGAUGAAUUCGUCUCAGUCCAGUACAAAGCCAGUGCACUUGCCUGAGUUUAUUCUCAAACGGUUAGAGGCCAAGAACGAAGGUCUCAACGAGCGCGAGAUGAUCAUAGCCGGUGAAAUCGUCAACCCAGAUACACUCACAGUCGAGUGGAAGGAUAUAGGUGGCCUGGAUGAGCAGAUUCGUGACUUACAAGAGGCGGUAUGA